CAAAAACGUAGUCCCCUUAUAGGGUUCUACCCCUACCCUGUGAAUUCCAACAAACUCAAUAAAGCUGCAAUCCUGUUAAGAGGCUUGUGUCUCAUGAUUCAACUAGCCUUGGUGAUCUUUCAUCUAGUUUUUAAGAUUUAGGGAAAGAGGAAUUCCAGCCUGGAGUACUAUUUACAAGACAUGACGUGACUAUGCACUCACCCAGUGCACAUUGUACCUUCCGCCAGCGCUCACUUCUACAGCAGUAAUGACGCAACUGACGCAAUGCCGACAUUCAUGACUCUUUACAAAAUCUUUCAUCUUCAUGUUUCUCAGCAUCGUUACUCUCACGCAGUGCAAACGUAUCCGAGCUCCCUUACCUCGAUCCAAAAUGUCCGACUCACCAGACGGUCCCUCCAUAAGGGAAGAAGGGCGCUCUCAAUGUUCUCAGGACGAAGAAAACUCACUGCCGUCCCAUGCGCCUACCGUAUUUCACACUCCGGAGACCCUGGAGAUGAUCCUGCUAGACCUGAAUAUGCUCACAUUGCUGAUUUCACGUCGCGUCUGCCACACGUGGAACGAAAUUAUCAAGUCCUCGCUCAGAAUUCAACAGGCGUUAUUCUAUAGCCCACUUGAGAGCAAGCCACCAGACCAACAAGCUAUGAAGAAUCCGCUCGUGGUUGACAAGAUAUGGUUCGACUUUCUCAGAAAAGAACUUGACUCACGGUUCAGAGUCUUCGUUCCUCUCGGCGGGGGAAAUCGCCGGAUUCCCCGCAUCGCGUCCGAAAAAAAGGAGAAGGCGUAUAUGCGUGCCGAGGCGAGUUGGAGACGGAUGCUUCUCCAACAGCCUUCAACGGAUGUUGUUCGUUUCUGGAACCCGAAAAGCCCCAACAUUCCCAUUGGGUGGUUUGCUGAUAUGGCCGAUACCCACGCCAAAUGGAUGCCUAAUAAAGAUCACAUUCGUAUGGAGAGCGUGGCAUAUUGGAUAGACACUGGGGCGCUUUCACCGGGACCUCUCCCAUUUCUAUGCUGGGAUGAUCCAAUUAUCAUGGGGAAAGCUGGAGGCCGCCGGAGAUUGGCUCGAGAUUCCAUUCUUUCUGGACACCUACUCCGGUUUGAUCUCACUAUCAACACCGAAUCUUACGGAUCAGGAGUAUGGUGGGGCUCUGCAAAUACUCCAGUAAAGCCUUCGACAUUGAAUAUCUGGAGUCACAGAGAAGAAGUCCAACUGCUGCAAGGAGAGCCAGCGGUCUGUUCAGCUGUCGAGAAAAUUCGCCGAGAUGAAAAAGCUCACUUGCUACGGAGUCCUUACCGACUCUGA
Aspergillus fijiensis CBS 313.89 is the source of this 1300-nucleotide messenger RNA. RefSeq lists its product as uncharacterized. The record is from RefSeq and is a predicted model, not a curated record. Lineage: Eukaryota; Fungi; Ascomycota; Eurotiomycetes; Eurotiales; Aspergillaceae. Gene Ontology annotation, molecular function: protein binding. The coding region runs from base 305 to 1300 and encodes 331 amino acids. The transcript has 2 exons.